AAAUGUUGGCAAAUGUUCUUGUCUGUCGCGCUUCGUUUUGUUGUUGAGCUGCUAACUCUGGCACGUACAGCGAGGAACUACAUCAAAUAUAAGGUAACGGGCACUGACGGGCAGCAAUGUCGCUGUAUGAUGAUCUCGGUGUGGCAGCCAGCGACACCAAGACCGAAGGCUGGUCCAAGAACUUUAAGCUGCUGCAGUCCCAGCUGAAGGUGAAGAAGGCAGCUCUGACCCAGGCCAAGACCCAGCGGAUGAAGCAGACCACUGUCUUGGCUCCUGUCAUUGAUCUAAAGAGAGGAGGCUCCAGUGAUGAGCGACAAAUCACAGACACUCCUCCACAUGCUGCUGCUGGACUCAAGGACUCAGUGCCCAGUGGCUUCUCCUCUGGCGAUGUACUGAUCCCGUUGGCAGAUGAGUAUGACCCAAUGUUCCCUAAUGACUAUGAGAAGGUGGUGAAGCGACACCGGGAAGAACGACAGCGGCAGAGGGAGCAGGAGCGGCAGAAGGAAAUUGAGGAGAGAGAAAAGAAAAGGAAAGACAGACAUGACAGUGGGGCUCCAAGUGGUUUUUCUCGUUUCCCGGCAACAGAGGACGACUCAGAUGAGGAGGAGGAAUAUGAGAAAGAGCGGAGGAAACGAAGUAUGGGUGGAGCAGCCAUUGCUCCUCCUUCAUCACUUGUGGACAGAGAUGGCUCCUCGUCAUACUCCUAUGAGGAUGAAGGUCGUCUUGCCAGAGGUUCGAAGGCCGCCAUCCCUCCACCCAUGUAUGAGGACUCAGACAGGCCACGUUCGCCGCCUGGACCAACCAGCUCCUUCUUGGCCAACAUGGGAGGCACGGUGGCCCAUAAAAUCAUGCAGAAGUAUGGCUUCAAAGAAGGCCAGGGCCUGGGGAAGCAUGAGCAAGGCCUCAGCACAGCACUGUCUGUGGAGAAGACCAGCAAGAGAGGUGGAAAGAUCAUUAUAGGUGACGCUGCAGAAAAACCAGGGUCCAGCCUGUCAGGUGUUGCUGAAACUUCAGGAGGAGGCUCUGCAGCGGACUCUUCCAAAAAGACGGAGACAAACCCACUCACAGAGAUCCUCAAAAACCCAACCAAAGUGGUUCUGCUAAGAAACAUGGUAGGCCGAGGAGAAGUGGAUGAAGACCUGGAGGGAGAGACAAAAGAAGAGUGUGAGAAAUAUGGCAAAGUGGUUAAAUGUGUCAUUUUUGAGAUCGCAGAUGUUCCAGAUGAUGAAGCUGUCAGGAUAUUUCUGGAGUUUGAGAGAGUGGAGUCAGCCAUCAAAGCCGUGGUGGAUCUGAAUGGACGUUAUUUUGGAGGGCGAGUCGUCAAGGCCUGCUUCUAUAAUCUAGACAAGUUUCGGGUUUUGGAUCUUGGCGAACAGGUCUGAUGUCUCCCUGGGGAGCUACAUAAACACCAACAGACACUAUGAACGCACCUCCUCUCCCUAAAUUUUACAUAAACCUUUUUUUAUAUUUCCCAAACAGCAGUGAAGUGUCUGAAUGUAGUGAUGACAAGUCCAACUUGUAGAUUAUUGCUUGUUUUUUUUUUUUUUUUUUUGUUUUUUUUUUUUUCCUGUGAUGAAAAUGCCUUAUGUCAAGACAAAAUAAAGGGUCUAAACUUUGUCAAGUUUACUGUUUACUUUAUUUAUGAAUCGUUAUUCCCUGCAGAUGUACGUUUUUUUGUUGUUUUUAGGUGAACCUUUUAAACCUGUAAUAUUAGAGUCAGUAUAGCUAAUUAUUCUCUGAAAUUCAAUCUAGUCUUGCUGACUGGGCUAAACAUGUUUUUCAUCUUCAAAAUGUGAAAUAUUUUGUCCUGGUAUAAACACUUUGCAGCAAAAUCAUAAAUUAAACUUGAAACUUGCACACAUCCUGUUGUGGAUCAGCUCGCAAUGUCCAAGAAGCCUAGUUUCCCUCUGAAUUGUCUGAUAUCAGGCAGGCUCCACAUUAGUGUUAACACAUCCCCAGGGCUCAAUACUCUUAACAUAGCCCUGAUGGAUUAUGGGAGGGGGACUGGGGCGGUGAACCCAUCCCCAGCCUCAUUCAGAAUUUAUGUAAGUGCGCCAAAAGGGCCCUGGAGGUUCCAGUGAAAAAUGUCAGGAGGCAUCCCAGUGGAGCAGGUUUAAUUCAGAUUAGGGAAACGGGUUGAAUAAAGAAACAAAUGAGAAGAGACCCUUGAAAGAUUUAAUUCUAUAAUUUAUUGCACAGCUGUGGGGUCAAAAGUCAAGAGAAUAUGAGUUAACUGGCAAAAGCUGAAGGAUAAAAACAGAAGUUUGACCAGCCGUGGAAAGACUAAAAUAUUCUGCACAAGUGCUGUUAUUAAUAUGUUUCCCAGGCCUGUAUACUAAUGUACACAUUUGAGUCAGUAUAAAGUACCUGGUAAAGUAAAAGUUAUCAAUAAUAUUUUCUCAGAACAACAGCAGUGAUGUAUGUGUGUGUACUAUAUAUGUAGGAACCAGGCAUGAGACUAAUGUUGAGAGCAUGUCAUGAACGCGCACAACAGAGCAGAGCGAUGCGAUUGGUUUGAUUUCAGUGGUAAAUGACAGUGGGUGUGACAUAAGAUGAGGUGGAGGGGUCAUGAUGCUUGUGGCUUAAAGUGGCUGAAGGUCACCAUGUCUCUUUUGUAAGAGCAGGUAUUGUAGGUUGACCUGGAUAAGUUGUGUCCAGUUUCUUCUGAUUCUGAUUUUAUCAACUCCGCCUUGCGAAGAAGAUCUUGAUAAACAUUUCAAGAUGAUUUGUUGGAAAAAAUCUGUGUAAAUCGACAGACUAUUGAGAUUCAUCACAAGUAAAUGUCGCACUCUGUAUUGCUGUAUUGUUUUGUAUUGUCCAAUAUAAGUGAGUACUGGUACCUUAAUUAUAAUUAAGUAAUGUACUGGUAAUCACUAUUGACUAUAACAUGGGUAGAGAUUGUUGAAAUUUUUUAGUUAAAUUACUGAGUGAAAAUGGGAAUAAAUGUCAAGAUGGCUUUUCUUGCAUCUUAAAAGAAUGA
Molecule: messenger RNA, 2980 nt
Organism: Xiphias gladius (swordfish)
Lineage: Eukaryota; Metazoa; Chordata; Actinopteri; Istiophoriformes; Xiphiidae
Gene: rbm17
Product: RNA binding motif protein 17
Exons: 13
Coding region: 117-1382 (421 amino acids)
Biological process (GO): mRNA cis splicing, via spliceosome; alternative mRNA splicing, via spliceosome
Cellular component (GO): precatalytic spliceosome
Molecular function (GO): RNA binding
Source: RefSeq, a predicted model, not a curated record